UUUAUGCCGUCACUGGUUGCCUCAAAAGGCCGUAAAUGUAGGUCUUUACAGUCUAUCAUAGGCUCACUUUCCCCAUCUAUCCCUUUAUUCUAGUUCCCUAAAAUGCCUCGUGCUACUAUGUAGUUAGCGGCCACCCUAGUGUCAUAUGGUUCCAUUUGCACGAGAAUGAAAUAGGAUACCGACCAGUUAGAUAUUGCUGCACAAACUUGUCAGGCAAUAUGGUUAAAAAUCCAACGCAACGCAGGGCUUCUCCUGCAAAAGGAAGGCAUGAUGCCCAUCUAGCAGACCAAAACAUGGGUUCUACAGUGCGCCGCAGCAGCAGACUCCAAUCGCUUCAGCAGGACCGUGCUUCUGAGCAACCAUCUCAGGCAAUACUAAGCCAUCCGCCCAUUUUUACUAUUGGUCACGGAACGCGCACGCUUCCUGAGCUUAUUGGGCUCCUCCAGUCCAUCCAUGUCACCAAGCUUGUAGAUGUUCGCUCUAUUCCGCGGUCGUUCACAAAUCCGCAAUUUAAUCAUGAUACCCUCCAGGACUCUGCAGAAUUAAACAAUGCCCAUAUCACCUAUUUAUGGUCUGGACCUUUACUGGGUGGGCGGCGUAACGCAAAACAACCGAACCUUGAUCAACACAAUACAAUCCGCGUCGCCGCGUUCCGAAAUUACGCAGGAUACAUGUGCACGUCGUCGUUUAAAGAGGGUCUGACCGAGCUAAAAAGCCUCGCAGAGAACUUGCAAAUUUCUGGCCAAGGGUGCCUUGCAAUUAUGUGCAGCGAGACGCUCUGGUGGCGAUGCCAUCGACGGAUGAUUGCAGAUAUACUAGUAACACAUGGGUGGAAAGUCCAGCAUCUGGGAGUUGGAAAGAAGCCAAUGGAACAUGAGAGGUGGGAAAUUGCAAGGGUUGGUGAAGAAGGAAACCUCGUGUACGAUGGGCAUGACAGCCGUUCGAAACGAAAAGCAUGUUUGACUUGAGAUCCACGCGGGAAGUGUCACCUUCGAACUGAUUCAAUGUUCUGCUGCCGCGAGUGACGAGGCGUUGAUUUGGUUGAUUUGAUCUAUGCUUACUAUCACACUUCCUCAGUCGCGAUACUGCUACGUUUUGGAAGGCUAGAUUAUCCUAUCUCAGUAUCGGCUUUCUAUGCUGCCGCUCGGUGCAUAUCAAAGGGCGUUAACGCACUACAAGGGCGGUUGCCCAGACUUCAAAUGUACGAAAACCCUUCGGAAACUACAACGAAUCUUCAACAGCGGCAUUAGUUCAUAGCUUGGACAAUACACUUCCCAUCUGCGAACUUUUCCAUCUGCAAUUUCUCUUGAACUGCUUAUGGCAUACCUACUCGCUUUUACAUAAACCCCUUACCUACGUUUACUGAAUCGUCGUAUAGCCAACCACCCACAGGAAACGAGCUUUAAACUGAUUUUAUACCGACAUCUGCAACACCCCUGGUCAUCCCGAAAAUCGAUGUCUCUCCUGAGCCAGAAAAUGCGGCAGCAACGAGCGAUCUGGAAAUUUAGGAAUCUUUCUUAGCUUUGUUAGGACUAUGAUGGUAUAGGAUAGUGCCUUUAGCUAAUAUGCUCUCUUAAGCCUAGUUUCCAUGAUUUUCUGAUGCGCUCGUUCAUUCUUUUGUUCAUUAUUAUGAGAAGACAUUGAAAUAUCAAGGAUCAGUCAAGUUAUUCCUCCUUAACUUUAAUUCCGCUUAUAUCCUUCACACUUGCUAAUCUUGGUUGCCUCCACACAAUCAUGGCAAGUGUCACAAAUUGCUAAACACUCAUAGUAUUUCUUUAUUAUCAAGUUUGAUAGAGAAUUGACUGUUGGCAGGAAAUGAAAUGAUUAUUAAACUAAAAAAAAUAUCAUGUUUAAUAGUCUAAAAAGUUGAGAAGAAUGCACAUUCCUUUACAAUUUCCAA
Blastomyces dermatitidis ER-3 is the source of this 1900-nucleotide messenger RNA. RefSeq names its product HhH-GPD domain-containing protein. Lineage: Eukaryota; Fungi; Ascomycota; Eurotiomycetes; Onygenales; Ajellomycetaceae. The record is from RefSeq and is a predicted model, not a curated record. Bases 219 to 968 code for a protein of 249 amino acids. The transcript has a single exon.